Molecule: messenger RNA, 3367 nt
Organism: Grus americana (Whooping crane)
Lineage: Eukaryota; Metazoa; Chordata; Aves; Gruiformes; Gruidae
Gene: PGM5
Product: phosphoglucomutase 5
Exons: 11
Coding region: 232-1935 (567 amino acids)
Biological process (GO): striated muscle tissue development; myofibril assembly; carbohydrate metabolic process
Cellular component (GO): adherens junction; sarcolemma; cell-substrate junction
Molecular function (GO): phosphoglucomutase activity
Source: RefSeq, a predicted model, not a curated record
CCCCCCCCACCCGCGGCGCCGGGCUCCCGCCGGCGGGCCGCCGAGGGCUGAGCGAGCCCGCCUCCGGCCCCGCGGGGGCCGGCCGUGAGGGAGCCCGACCCCGCGGCAGCCCGCGGGAGGGAAACACCUCUCUGCUCCGCGCCGCCGGCGAGGCAGCCUGCGUGAGGGGCUGCCGCUGCCCAGCGGAGCCACAGCCGGGCGGGCGGCAGCGGGCCACCGCGGGCCGCCGCCAUGGAGAGGACCCCCAUCCCGGUGUUGACGGUGCAGACGGCGCCCUACGAGGACCAGCGGCCGACGGGCGGCGGAGGGCUGCGGCGGCCCACGGGGCUCUUCGAGAGCCAGCGCAACUACCUGCCCAACUUCGUGCAGAGCCUCCUCUCCUCCGUCGAUCUCCGCGACCGCCAGGGCUGCACCAUGGUGGUGGGCAGCGACGGCAGGUACUUCAGCAAGACGGCCAUCGAGAUCGUCGUCCAGAUGGCCGCGGCCAACGGGAUCGGCAGAUUGGUUAUUGGGCAGAACGGUAUCUUAUCCACACCUGCUGUUUCAUGUAUCAUCCGAAAGAUCAAAGCAGCUGGUGGCAUUAUUCUAACAGCUAGCCACAGUCCUGGGGGACCUGGAGGAGAGUUUGGAGUCAAGUUUGAGGUUGCCAAUGGAGGACCUGCUCCAGAUAUAGUUUCAGAUAAAAUCUAUCAAAUCAGCAAAACCUUGGAGGAGUAUGCCAUUUGUCCCGAUCUCAGAGUUGAUUUAUCACGCAUAGGAAGACAAGAAUUUGAUCUGGAGAACAAAUUCAAACCUUUCAGAGUGGAAAUUGUGGAUUCUGUGGAUAUCUACCUCAAUCUCCUGCGAAGUAUCUUUGACUUCAAUGCGAUCAGAAAUUUGCUGACUGGACCCAACCAGAUUAAAAUAAGGAUUGAUGCCAUGAAUGGAGUUAUGGGACCUUAUGUGAGAAGAAUCCUGUGUGAUGAAUUGGGAGCUCCUGCAAAUUCUGCCAUAAACUGUAUUCCUCUGGAGGAUUUUGGUGGACAGCCUCCUGAUCCCAAUUUAACAUAUGCAACUGCCUUGCUGGAGGCUAUGAGAGGUGGAGAGUAUGGAUUUGGAGCUGCUUUUGAUGCUGACGGAGACCGCUACAUGAUCCUUGGCCAAAAUGGUUUCUUUGUUAAUGCAUCGGAUUCGCUGGCUAUCAUUGCUGCCAAUCUGUCUUGCAUUCCAUACUUCUGUCAGAUGGGUGUCCGAGGAUUUGGUAGGAGCAUGCCUACCAGCACAGCCCUGGACAAAGUGGCAAAAGUAAUGAAGGUUCCUGUGUAUGAGACACCAACAGGAUGGAGAUAUUUUUCCAACCUCAUGGACUCUGGACGUUGCUCACUUUGUGGAGAGGAAAGCUUUGGCACUGGUUCUGAUCACCUUCGAGAGAAAGAUGGACUAUGGGCUGUGCUAGUUUGGCUUUCAAUCCUAGCAGCUCGAAAGCAGAGUGUGGAGGAGAUUGUCAGGGAUCACUGGACAAAAUUUGGCCGACACUACUACUGCAGGUUUGAUUAUGAAGCACUGGAGCCCAGAACAGCAUAUUUCAUAAUGAGAGACCUGGAAGCUUUGAUCACUGACAAAUCAUUCAGCCAUCAGCAGUUUGCUGUGGGUAACAAUAUCUACAGUGUGGAAAGAACGGACAGCUUUGAGUACAUAGAUCCUGUGGAUGGCACUGUGACCAAAAGACAGGGACUGCGGAUUAUUUUUUCAGAUGCUUCCAGGCUCAUCUUCAGAAUGAGUGCUUCUAGCCAUGUGAGAGCUACUCUCCGGAUCUAUGCAGAGAGUUAUGAAAAGGAUCCUAGCCAACACAAUAAGGAACCACAGGCUGUGCUGAGUCCUCUUAUAGCAAUCGCACUGAAAAUAUCUCAGAUUCAUGAGAGGACAGGGCGAAAGGGACCCACUGUCAUCACCUGAAGCCAUGGAAGAUUGUUAAACCAGGGCCAAAAGAGGAACAGCAAGGAAGAGACAGAACCUUGCUGAAACAUGUUAGCCAUUUGUGCCUUGUAUGAUUUAAAAGUUUUCUUGGGGAUAGAGGUAGAGUGGGAAGAAAAAUUCAAUAUAAUAUUGAGCAUAUUCAUUUGCCUUGAUCUCCGAAUACGAUAGUAUAUUGACUUCUUUGUUUUACCUGCAAUAUCUUAAUUUCAUAUAACAGUAUAACCAAAGAAAGAGGCCUUAACCUUCAAAUGUUGUCAGCAAUGUAACAGAAAAGGAAAACUGCUUGGUUUUGAAUGCUGUGAUCGAGGUUGGGGAAAUUUCAGUUAGGGAGAGACUGGGAGGAGUUGCAAAGCAAAGACAUGCUUGGUGAAUAUUGUUUGGGAUCCUUGUCACCUUCUUGUUGUUUUACAGAGACAUACACGGAGCAUGUCUGAGGUGUAAGGGCUGUGUACUAGGCUUUGAAAAGGGUGUGUUUCCUCACCUGACACCACUCCUCCUCUCCAGACUCUCCCGUUGCUCACAGAUGCACGCUGGCAGCAGUGUUGUGUACACACUUGCACAUGCUCCCAAAGAAGGGGUUAUGUCAUAUUUUUUUUACCCCUGCUUUUAACGCAUAUCAAUGUGAUUUGUGCCUUUAGAUUUUCCUGAUUUUUUGACUCUUUGUGGUUUUUUCCUCCAAAGGGAGGCAUUUGUGCUAUAGAAGCUGAUUGUGUCCUUCCAGCAAUAUGUCGGGUGUGGAAUCUGGCUGUCUUUUGCAAUAUUCCUCAUGUCAACAGAUGAUAUUGGUGCUUACUGUGUUUGGAAGGUAAUCACUGCAAGUUCAGCAGUUUUUCAUGAAGGAGUUAUUACGGAAGUUUUUAAAUCUUUGGAAUACUCACACUCCACUUUAGCACAAAGUGGUAAGUGAAGUGUGUAGUAAAGAGGAAAUGAAAACAAACGCUAGUGCAUUAAAUAGAAAUACUUGUCUGAUUCACCAGCUGGAUGCAGUUUCUGUUAGAUUCUGUGUGACAGUGGAUCAUGGAAUAAAAAUUUGGGGAGUGCAAAGGGAGAGGAGACAUCCCGGCAUAGAUCUGAGAAGGAUAUUGGGGAUAUGGACAUCAGCAUUUUUCUGCUUGUGAAAUGAUACUGCAGUUCUAGCUACAAUGCUGUGCUCUGAAGAAGAACACAAACACUUUAUGCAUGUGAGUUGUUUGAAAGCUUUGCUUCCUUGGGAACAGUGUGGUCACUUGUAUCAUGUGUCAAGGUGGCUUUGUGCAACUUGCCUCUUUGCAGUGUGUUUCAAUACAUUGUGGUUGUCAAUUUUUAGUGCAAUUUAUAUAAUAUUACAGCAAAGUAAAUUGUUUUGAUUUCUUUCAACACUUCUGUCAAAAAUUGCUAUGGCACUUAGUACACAAUAAAGAGUAAUGCUGUA